Strongyloides ratti is the source of this 657-nucleotide messenger RNA. RefSeq lists its product as hypothetical. The coding region runs from base 1 to 657 and encodes 218 amino acids. The record is from RefSeq and is a predicted model, not a curated record. The transcript is spliced from 3 exons. Lineage: Eukaryota; Metazoa; Nematoda; Chromadorea; Rhabditida; Strongyloididae.
AUGAAAAUUUACUAUAUAGAUUAUAAUAUUUUGUUAUUUCUUUAUUUAUUGUUUUUUAUAAAUAAUAUUGUUAUUUCAAAUUCUAAUUUUAAUGGAAUUUCUAUUUCUAACAAAAAUUACAGUAUAGAAGAUAUAAUUUUUUAUAAAGCAGAUAAAAACAAAGCUUCAAAAAGCUUAAGAAGUAAUAGUACAUCUAUUGUUUUAGCUGUCAAAAAUAAAAAAUUGCCAAAAACAAAACCUUUGACGAAAAAAACAACAUUGUUUUCAGAAUGGGACUCAAAGACAUCAAGAAUUGUAUGUCAAUUUUUUGUUUUUGGUACAUUGUUUGGUGUUGUGUGUUCUAUCAGCGCAUGUGCAUGUUUGCUUCAACCAAAAAAUAGACAUGAGAUACCAGAUAUUUCUAUAGAUCUACCGCCUCCAACAUUAAAAGAUGAUGGUAAACCUAUUAGAAUUCAAUUUGGUGAUGAUGGUCUUUGUUAUGCACAUAUUUUAGAUGAUAAAGAAAUACCCCCAUUACCAGAUUAUUAUUCAGCACUUUCAUUACCUAAUGACAUUAUAUCAUCUUUACAUAGGCAAAUGAUUAUUUUAGGCUUAUUAGAAGAAGAAAGUACCAACAAAUCUAUAAUUAAUAAUCAACACGCUUCAAUUAAUAUUUAA